AGACAGACAGACAGACAGACAGACAGACAGACAGACAGACAGACAGACAAAAUAUUAACAAGCAGACCGACGAACAGAUAAAGUGACCAUGCCUUUCUGUUGCGGGGCUUCCCCUGUCAAAGAUGACGAGGCCCUCAUUGUGGAUGUACACCAAGUGCUUUGUGACAAAGCAUGGGACAUCUUCAAAGCAUCCCAGUCCCCUCUACGGCGAAUGUGCUUGAAGAAGAAAAACUUCACCAUCGAAGUCCCGGAAAACUAUUUCGUUCUCGAACAGAUAGAGCAGAGAAUCGAACCCCGGAACAGCCGGCUGCACGUCAUAGCACCCGGCGGGGCACACGAUGCUGAAGACGGCAACAGCAACAACAAAAACAGCACAGCCGCUAAAGACAGCAGCCUUCUGGCGGGGAAGAUUUCAGGAAAGCGAAACUUGGCUAA
Molecule: messenger RNA, 435 nt
Organism: Aplysia californica (California sea hare)
Lineage: Eukaryota; Metazoa; Mollusca; Gastropoda; Aplysiida; Aplysiidae
Source: RefSeq, a predicted model, not a curated record